UUUUAAUGGCAGAAGGGUGGCCCAGGAGCAGCAGGUUAUGGCUUUGCUUUUAAGACUUUUUUGUGCCUGUGUGAGUGUGUAACAGUGCAAGAGAGAGAGCUCGGCGCUCUGUGGGAAAGGCAUCACCAUCUCUAGCUGAACUCUGCUGCCGAGCCCUGCUUUCUGCUCUGGGAUAUGGUUGGAAAAGGACGGUGAGAUCCAGCCGGAGAGAGGGACAUCGGAGAGGAGGAAAAUCCAGCUGAAGUCACCAGUUUUGCAGACCCUGGCUUUGGGGGAGACCAGGAGAGAGCAUGCUUUUUCUCUUUAUCUGGAUAUUUACGCUGCCCGAGACUCUUUCACAAGCUUUCCAACCACGUUUCAUCCAGGAGCCAACUGACCAGACGGUGGUCGCCGGACAGAAGGUGGUGCUCACGUGCGUGGUGCUCAAUUACUCCGGCAUCGUACAGUGGACCAAAGAUGGGCUGGCCCUGGGCCUGGGGCAGAACCUGAGAAUCUGGCCUCGCUAUCAGAUUGUUGGAAAUGUGGAGUCUGGGCAGUACAACCUGGAGAUAUCCAACGCCAGCAUUGUGGACGAUGCCAAUUUUGAGUGUCAGGCCACGGAAGCCGCCCUUCGAUCGCAAAAAGCCAAGCUAACCGUGCUAAUUCCUCCCGAAGAUCCAGUGAUAGAAGGAGGCCCGGAAAUCCUGCUCAGGGCUGGCACACCGACCAACCUGACAUGUCGCGCUAACAGUGCCAAGCCCCCAGCAUCGAUUGUUUGGUUUCGAGACGGCAACCAGCAGGCCGGAGAUGUCUACAGUACAGAGGUACUCGCUGAUGGGAAAAGGGCAACCACAGUAAGCUAUCUGUUGAUCAGCCCGACGGAUCAAGACAUUGGCCGGGUGUUCACGUGCAGGACAUCCAAUGAAGCCAUCCCAUCUGGAAAGGAGACCUCUGUCAAACUGAAUGUCCACCAUCCGCCGACUGUAACACUGUCCAUUCAUCCCCAAACCGUACAGGAGGGGGAGCGGGUGCGAUUUACCUGCAGCGCCACUGCCAACCCAGAGAUUAAAGGCUACAGGUGGGCCAAGGGUGGCAUGAUCAUCGAGUCGGCAAGGGACAGCAGUUACGAGACACAAGUGGAUUACUCCUUCUUCACGGAACCAGUUUCAUGCGAGGUGCACAAUGAAGUGGGCAGCACAAACGUCAGUACGCUGGUGGACGUGCAGUUCGCACCACGCGUCGUGGUGGAGCCAAAGCCUACAACCACAGACAUGGGAUCGGACGUAACCUUGACUUGUAUUUGGGCUGGUAACCCUCCACUUACUUUGACUUGGACGAAGAAGGGAUCAAACAUGGUACUAAGUAAUGGCAACCAGCUGUUCCUAAAGUCGGUAAAACAAGAAGAUGCUGGGCCCUACGUGUGCAAAGCUAUUGUCCCACGUAUCGGGGUCGGAGAGAGAGAAGUCACACUGUUUGUGAAUGGUCCUCCCAUAAUUGCCAGCGAAGAGGUGCAAUACGCCGCCCGUGGAGACAAAGGCAAAGUGGAAUGUUUUAUCGGAAGCACCCCGCCCCCAGACCGUAUUGCCUGGGCCUGGAAAGAAAAUGUGUUAGAGACUGGAACCCUCGAGCGGUACACAGUGGAACGGACCACAUCAACCAGUGGUGUCCUGUCCACACUCACCAUAAACAAUGUCAUGGAAAGUGAUUUCCAGACCCGCUAUAACUGCACGGCGUGGAACAGCUUUGGCCCGGGGACGGCAAUCAUUCAGCUUUUGGAGAGAGAGGUGGUCCCGGUGGGAAUCAUAGCUGGAGCGACUAUUGGUGCAGGGAUACUAGUCAUUAUCUUCUUUGGCUUCUUCAUCUUCUUUCUCUAUAGACGUCGUAAAGGGAGUCGUAAGGACGUCACUUUGAGAAAGCUUGAUAUCAAAGUGGAGACGGUGAACCGGGAGCCACUGACCUUACACUCUGACAGGGAGGAGGACACCUCCAGUGUUUCCACAGCAACACGCGUCAUGAAGGCAAUCUAUUCAUCCUUUAAAGAUGACGUUGACCUGAAGCAGGACCUUCGCUGUGACACCAUCGACAGAGAAGAGUAUGAGUUGAAGGAUCCGACCAAUGGUUACUACAAUGUUCGAGCCCACGAUGACAGGCCAAAUUCAAGGACGGUGCUGUACCAAGAUUACCGUACUACAGGCGCAACGAGAUUUGAUGGACGGCCAUCUUCCCGCCUCUCUCAUUCCAGUGGUUACGCCCAACUCAACUCUUUCAGUCGGGCCCCUGCUUCAGACUAUAGUACAGACCCAACUACUACAGUAACUCCUGCCACAACAGAUACUACCAGUCAACUGUCAUAUGAUAACUAUGAAAAGUUUGGGACGCAUGGGUUCCCCUCUAGCUCUGGGUAUCCCACAUUCCGCCUUGGCUAUACACAGCCAACCACCACAGGUAUGGAUCGGGGACCAUAUGAUACUUAUGACCCAGUAGGGAAGUACACAGGUGCCACACGCUUUUCAUACACUUCCCAACAUUCCGAUUAUGGACAAAGAUUUCAACAGCGAAUGCAGACACAUGUCUGAGGAUGGACUAAAAUGCUGGUGGGCAUAAAGGGGAAUAGCAGAGAGGAGAACAUUGCUUACAAGUGAGUCCUCUCUGGAAUGUCACCAUAAGACAGGAGGGGACUCCAGGAAGAGCAGUGCCCUCUCACAAUGUCACCUGAUACUCAGGGACCCUUAUGUCUUGACCUCAGAAGUCCCCUAAAACCAGCCGAAGUAGCCCAACCAGGCAGAGCCUUGUGGCUUUGACAUGGAAGAAGAUGCCAAACAAAAGGCUGGCCUUUUAGCACCUGAUCAUUCCUUCAAUACCACUGAUUUUGCCAUCUGGAGCAUGGCAACUGGUAUGACUAAGAGCCAACUAGGUACUGGUGAAGCUUUUGACUCCAUCACCACUUUUGAAUAAGUCCCUGCAGACACUCCUUCCUUGGGCACAUUCCUGCUUUUUAACACUCUCAUCAAUUGCCACAAUGGUUGCGCUUUUAUUUUGACACCAAGCCGUUAUUGUUGUUUUAGUUUCUUGUUUGUUUGUCUGAUAAUCAACCACACACACAUUCCAGCUGCUGGAAGGGAUGGAAAGUAGAGGGGAUAUAUCUCAAUGUAACAUGCAUGCCAUGUAUGGUUUUGGUCACUCUUUUGCUGUAGAGUAGACUUCACAAAACUCGGAAGCUAUUCUGAGUAUUGCCUGCUUAAAAAACAACUCUAAGGAGUUGGACGUUCAUCAAAGUCGGACAUUUAAGUUGCUUAAUUAGUGACCCCUUUUCCACUCAUGCUUGAUCCUUUUUUCUACUGGUGCAAGUUGCAUAAGAUGGUAUUCCAUACACUUCAGCAACUACACAGAUGUUAGGUCCUAUAACUAGUCUUAUGGUCUAUGCUCUAAGACACAAGCGAUACACAGCAGAGCAGGGCAUAUCCAAAUGAUAUAAAAAUUACAAACUCUAUUUUACAUAUCAAAAAACCCAACGCGUUUCGACCCCCAUUCAAAAGGAGGGAGGGUUUUCGUCAGGGGCACAUAUAAAAAGCAGGCAGAAAAUAUAUGUUUAUAUUAAAAAAAAUAAUUUUAUAUUUGCCCCUGACGAAGACCCCCCUCCUUUUGAAUGGGGAUCGAAACGCGUUGGGUUUUUUGAUAUCUAAAAUAAAGUUUGUGUCUUAUGUUUUGGAUUUUUGGGGGGGAUCUCACAGGGGACCCCUGUAGUGAGUACCCACUAUACUGAAUUGAUUUUGCAGGUGUGCAGCACUACAUAUUAGAAUUUUUAACAAGCGAUACACGGGACUUGGCUAUAAAUUGCAAUCACGCCUAACAACACUUGUUGGAAGUCAGUCCUAUAGCAGUUUUUAUGGUAGAUAUGUACAUAAUAACAUGGAAUUCUCAAUCCAAAUAAUUAUCUUUUAACCUUUUACUCCGAGUAUUUUGCACAAUGGGGCUUUAAAUAGAAAUUGGGAACUACGCGUUUCGCAGUUUGAAGUUUAAAAAAACAGAUACUCUAAGAGAAAUAGGUUUGUUGUAAAUGAAGACUACGUACCUUCAGUACCGUAUGGCUAAAAGGCCUAAUGUGCUGCUAGAUUUUACAACCACUGGUUAAGCACCCAAGGAAUAAACCCAAAAUCAAGAAUGGUCCUUAAUACCCAUGGGUAUUUUAAAUUAUUUCAGAUAUCUUCUUAUCUGCACUAAUUUCUCCUACACUGCAAGAAAACCAGUACAAAAAGAUUGGUCAGGGCCUUAAAAACAUUGGUCAUUAUCGUUACAUAGAUUCUUAUCUAUCUCACUUAUAUUUUGGGUAACAGCACCAGUAAAGUACGGACGUCCGUGUGUAACAAUAUCACUACCUAAGCUUAUUCACACAUAUGUGCUUAACAUCGCAAACUCUGGUCUUUGAUUAAUGAAAUCAUGAAGCAAAGCCUUAAAUACAGGCUUUUGCAUAAAGUGAUUGGAGGAAAAAUGAGAGCAUAAUCUCUGCAUAAUUUCUCUAAAUGUAAAAUAUUUAUAUAUAUAUAUUUUUUUUUUUUCAUCUCAGUGGCAGCAUAUUAGGAGAAUUUAGUCAAACCUGAAAUGGAAUAAUAGCAAUGAAAACCGAGGCAAGCUACGAAAGCAUACAUAUAGCCUAUAUAUAGAAUUUUUUCAGAUGUAUGUUGAUGUAGAAUGUGAAGGUACCUUCCCAUAGCAAUAGUCCAACCUGACGGUAGAACACCUAAUGCAUAGGGGCCGAUUCCGAGUUCGAAUCGUGAAUGGGAAAAAUUCGGAUUGGAUACGAUCAUUUCUGAAGAUCGCAAAUAUCACGAAAAAAUCGUAUUAGUCACAAUAAUAUCAUAUUGGCGAUCCGAAAUUUUCAUACCGAACGAUUGUAAACAGUGAGAAAACCUUUCCGACUUUGAUCCUUCUGUGCAUGAUUGUGGAAGCCUCCCAUAGGACUCUGCAGCUCCAACCCGGCCCAAGGAAAGUCACGAUAACGAAGCUUGAAUGAAUCGGAAACUUUCGUACUCAGCGCGACAAUAUGACUUUGUCGCACAAAUUUUUGUUGCAAGUACAAAAAGUCGCGCAACGUAUGGAAAAUACACUUGGAGCGUUAGAACGAACGCCCCAUAGUGUUUGGAGCCAAGAUGGCCCUUACAAAAUUUCUCCAAUUAUUAGAGACAGUGCCAAUUUGUUCUGUUUCCGUUGGGUUUAAUUUAGUUCUUUUGUAAAUUUCCGCCUUCUGUGAACUGGGAGGGUUGAUGCAGUUCAAUGACUUGCUAGUCAUUCAGCGGGGUGCAAAGCAACCCACCAAAAAAUGUUAUU
Xenopus tropicalis (tropical clawed frog) is the source of this 5304-nucleotide messenger RNA. RefSeq names its product kirre like nephrin family adhesion molecule 1 (gene kirrel1). Lineage: Eukaryota; Metazoa; Chordata; Amphibia; Anura; Pipidae. The transcript is spliced from 16 exons. Gene Ontology annotation, cellular component: plasma membrane; cell-cell junction. The coding region runs from base 291 to 2555 and encodes 754 amino acids. The record is from RefSeq and is a predicted model, not a curated record.